This is a messenger RNA of Staurois parvus, 372 nucleotides long. Lineage: Eukaryota; Metazoa; Chordata; Amphibia; Anura; Ranidae. The record is from the annotation of a GenBank genome assembly.
AUGUCUGGUCGCGGUAAAGGAGGGAAGGGUCUGGGGAAAGGCGGCGCCAAGCGCCACAGGAAGGUGCUCCGAUGUCGUCUAUGCUCUCAAACGACAGGGACGCACCCUCUACGGAUUCGGAGGAUAAAUCCUCAUAACCCCCCCCCCCCCGGCAUCUCGUCCAAGGCCAUGAGCAUCAUGAACUCCUUCGUCAAUGACAUCUUCGAGCGCAUCGCCGGCGAAGCUUCCCGCCUGGCUCAUUACAACAAGCGCUCCACCAUCACCUCCCGGGAGAUCCAGACCGCCGUCCGCCUCCUCCUGCCUGGAGAGCUGGCCAAGCACGCCGUCUCCGAGGGCACCAAGGUCGUCACUAAGUACACCAGCGCCAAGUAA